Molecule: messenger RNA, 3959 nt
Organism: Caretta caretta (loggerhead turtle)
Lineage: Eukaryota; Metazoa; Chordata; Testudines; Cheloniidae
Source: RefSeq, a predicted model, not a curated record
GAGCCGGUGCUCUGCGGUCCUGGCAGCUGCGACUCAAAGGCGCCGCGGUUGCUCCGGCUGCCGAGGGCGGGGGACCCCGGCUCCCUCCCUGCCUGUGCCGGCCGGAUGCGCAGCAGCACCUGCCGCUCAGACAGCGGCACCAGGAGGGGGAGACACGGGGGCCUCGUCCUCCCCUGGGGUGGCGGCGGUGGCAGCCCGGAGAGCAGGAGGCCGGGAACAAAGGCUCCGCGCCAGCCCCUGUGGCUCCACCUGCCGCCCGCGGCGAUGGCUUCCCUCAGCCUGGGGGGGCUGAACGUCUCGGCCCGUAGGAAGAGCGUCCAGUCCCGCAACGCGGCGGUGGAGAGGAGGAACCUGAUCACCGUCUGCAGGUUCUCUGUGAAGACUCUGAUUGAUCGUUCCUGUUUUGAGACCAUUGAUGAUUCCUCUCCUGAAUUUAAUAAUUUUGCAGCCAUUUUGGAACAGAUUUUAAGUCAUCGUCUGAAAGGUCAGAUCACCUGGUUUGGCUAUGAAAGCCCUCGUAGCUUCUGGGACUAUAUCCGAGUAGCUUGCCGUAAGGUUUCACACAAUUGCAUCUGCAGCAUUGAGAAUAUGGAGAAUGUCAGUUCUUCUAGAGCAAAGGGCAGAGCGUGGAUCAGAGUUGCACUUAUGGAAAAACAUUUGUCAGAAUAUAUUUCUGCAGCUCUAAGAGACUUCAAAACAACCAGGAGAUUUUAUGAAGAUGGAGCAAUUGUCCUGGGAGAGGAAGCAAAUAUGCUUGCUGGCAUGCUGUUGGGACUCAAUGCUAUUGACUUCAGUUUCUGCCUGAAGGGAGAGGGAUUGGAUGGCAACUUUCCAGCUGUAAUAGAUUACACACCCUAUCUGAAGUUCACCCAAAGUUCUGAUAGCAUCAGCAGUGAUGAAGAAGAGCUAAGGACUCUGGGAAGUAGCGGCAGUGAAAGCAGUACUCCAGAAAAUAUUGGACCUCCUUUCAUCAUGGAUGAAAACAGUUGGUACAACAAAUGCAAAAGGGUAGAACAGAAGUAUCAACUCACCUUGGAGCAGAAGGGUUAUCUUGAAGAGCUAGUACGCCUCAGAGAAACCCAGCUGGCUGAAUCUGUCUCACAAAACAAACUACUGCUACAGAGGAUUGAAGAUAUGGAUCUAGCCCAUAAAAUGGAGAAGGAACAGCUGGAGUACAUAAUUGUAGAGCUGCAGGACCAGCUAACUGUGCUAAAGAAUAAUGAUUUGAGAUCAAGACAAGAGUUAACUACCCACCUCACCAAUCAGUGGCCUUCCCUGGGAGCUCUGGAUGUCAAUGCGGUUGCCUUGGAUACUUUACUCUAUAGAAAGCACAGUCAACAAUGGGAUGAGAAAAGUUAUCAAAGUCUGGACCAACUCUCUGCGGAAGUUAGUCUUUCUCAGACAUCUCUGGACCCAGGUAAUUCACAAGAUGGAGAUGGAAAGCAAGAUGGAUUAAAUUUACUAAGUGAAGUGUCUUCCACAAUUCCGGACAUCUGGGCUGCUCUUGUCUCACUGCUCAUGGAGGUGGAUCAGAAUUUUAGUGUCGCGUGGUCUGGCCACACCCUCUCUGCUCCUUCUUGCUGCCAGAUGAGGAAAGAAGACACUCCAUCAUUGCUUGGUCUUUGUGGCUCUCUGACUUCUGUAGCAAGUUAUAAAUCUCUUACAAGUCUGAAAUCAAGUGAAUACCUUGCAAGUCCUACAGCAGAGAUGACAAGUCCAGGUCUAACUCCAUCUUGAGCAGAUAUACAUAACAAGGAAGAGCUUUUGUGUUGUAUGCAUUCAAACAUAAUUUGACUUGCUGUGAAGACUCUUAAAGGUUCAAGCAAGCUAAAGAAUAUGCUGCUUUAUUUUGUCCUUUUUUUUUGUAAUGAUCUAUUUAAAGAAAAGUCACAAAACUUACAUCCAUUGUCUGUCAUGCUUUUCUUUAAAAGGAUUUUUCCCGGACUUACCCUUUGAGAUCUUAAAUUGUUUAAGAAUCCCAGUCAGAUACAGAAUGUAUGUAUGAUUUAGUAACAAAUGAUUACCUUUUAGAAUGAAAUAUGUGAACAUCAGUCUUCUGCUAAACUGUUGUGAUAUAUGUUCCUCAGGCUCUUAACUAGAGCACUUCCUUGCACUGCUCUGCAUAUUUGUCAACACUUGCAGAAGAGACAGGGAAUAAUAAGUCUUGGCAGACUAGUAAAGGAAUAUCUGAAUUCCAGUUUACAUUAUAUUACAAAACACUGCUUGUUUAAAUAUUUUUUAACCUGCACAUGUUCUAUUAUGUAGAAUCUUAAAUAACUUAUUUAACCUGUUAGAGGUUUUGAAAUACUGACAGGUAAGUGUUAAAUGUGCAUUCCCAUUAUCAUUAUGCCACUUAGAGAGUUGAUUUUUAUGUUCAGAUAAGGCCAUAUUAAGAAACAGUAUACAUUCCUAGGUUUUGAUGAUGGGACAGAGUAACAAAUCUUAUAAAUCGGGAUUACUUCCAACUUUUAAGAAGGGAUGAGAAGGCGAGUCACCAGGUGAUUGUGGGACCCAAAUGAGGAAGAACUUUGCAGGUAGAAGGUGCAUCUUAGUUAGUUACUUUUUGUUACUGACUUAUGUUAAUGUAAAGGUGGGGGAAACAUGGUUAUGUUAUCACCUUAGAGCUUUGGGAAACCCCACUCCCUAUGUCCAUUGUAAAGGAUCUCAGGAGUAAAAAAGGAUUAGAAUGAAAUGUUGACAAUUUAAAUGACGAAUAUUCUCCCAUGAAAGAGUUUUGGAUAGGUAUUUUUCUUGAUUAUUCUGUGCAGUAAUACUUAAACAGAAGUUAAUCCUUUAAAAUUCUAAGCCUCUAAUUAAGCUACUGAUAUGAAUUACCUGAAAACAUUUUUAAAUUAAGCUAAACUUUACAUCUUCCCAGUUUAACUCACCUUUAAAGUUUGCAAAUUAAUUUUUGAAUUGCAAACUGUAGUCUUACAUCUUUGUAAGAUGUAAUGAGUCCUUUGUCUAUGAAUUUUGCUACUAAGGUAAUGCUUAUCAGUAUCUUUUAAAAAAAUAUUAAAUGCAUGUAAGUGUGUUGUAUUUAUUAAUCAAGAGGAAAAGGCUUUGUUGUGCCAAAGAAGUUUCAAAUAUUGUUUACAUGAGUGGCUUCAAUAUUAAUAGGGUUAUCUAAUUAGAGCAUACUUUCAGAUAGAUUUUUGUUUACAGUCAGAUACUAUAUGCUAUACUCUUUGCUUUAUUUAUAUUUGCCAGAGAAAUGUGCCUCUUGUAAUUUUACCCUGGGCACUACUAGUUUUUCAAAGGGUGGGAUAAAGAAAAAUAGGCAAUCUAAUCAUUCUUGUAAACAGAAGAAUGCAGGAAUGUUGCCAUGAUAAACAUGUGAAAUGACACAUUGUCAGAACUGACUAAUCCAUUUUAAUGAUCUCUGAAAUAAAAUGAAAACAGUAGUGCUCCUUUCCUAAGGUCUACCAGAAUGCCUAUUACUGCAUAAAGUAAUUUCCUGGUUCUUGCACUACAAACCUGCUCUAAUGGCAGUUUAGUAGCUUAAUUGAACAGUAUUCAUUAAAUAUUAAUUUCAAAACUAGAGAUGCAUUUUUAAUACAAAGACAAUGAGGGAAGCAGGAGUCCAUAAAGGUAACAUUACUGAUUUGUGUACAGUAACUUGAGCAACCUGUGCUGUUUUAAACAUUUCUCCCAAUACAUCACAGUUCUUUGGCUAUAAUCAUGAUUUUUAUUCAUGUCCGCAGAUAGCUCUGUUGGAGGAGCUGCUAUAAAAUUCAUCUGUCAUGUAAUUUAAGUUUUAUGUAAUCUUUCACACUAGUAUUAGUUUGUAAAUGUCAAUGUUUGUGCAUGAGGAAGCUGGUUGUAUAUGUGUCCGUUCUAAAUGCUGUCCAUUUUCCAGAAAUAGUUGAACAAAAUAAAUGCCAAAAUUUAUGUAUUUUGUUGCCUUGCUAUAUUAUAACUGUUGCAUGUAAAUUAAACAUUUUGUACCAUUGCCACUA